AUGAGAACAGCGACACGAAACAAAACCUUAUUUCCGAGAAUAUUAUAUAAUUCUUUAACACGUUUGUCAGCUGGCGGGGCUGACAGUACGGAUCCAGACAGCAUUUUCGCGGUCAGCAACGGCACCGUUGAGACCGAACCAGCGGUUCAGCCAACUUUCGACAAUGCCACGAAACGCGAGUACACAGCCGCUGUUGGUCAGCCAGCGUAUUUACACUGCCGAGUCAAGAACCUUGGAGAUAGAUCUGUCUCGUGGAUACGAAAACGCGAUCUGCAUAUACUAACUGUCGGAGUACACACAUACAGUAGCGAUGCACGAUUCGCGGCUCUACACACAGAUGGCUCUGAUGAAUGGACGCUCAGAGUUGCCCACGCGCAGCCCCGCGAUUCCGGGGCGUAUGAGUGCCAAGUGUCAACAGAACCUAAAAUAAGCCUCUCUUUUUGGCUUACAGUUGUUGUAUCAAAAGCUGAGAUCCUGUCUGGUCCGGAGCUGUUUGUACGAGCUGGUUCCGACAUCAACCUGACGUGUAUUGCUCGCCACGCACCAGAUCCACCUAGUUUCAUUUAUUGGUAUCGAGGUACGAACGUGGUGAAUUAUGCACAGCGAGGCGGCAUCAGUGUAGAAACGGAACAGAGAACUCGAACCAGUCGGCUCUUGAUUGCUCGGGCGUCACCAAGAGACUCAGGAAAUUAUACAUGUGCCCCCAGUAGUUCUGAUUCAGCAUCGGUCGUUGUCCACGUGGUGAGCGGCGAACGGCCAGCGGCGAUGCAGAGCGGUGCCACAAUCUCCGCACCAACACUCCUCUACACUCUCUCCACGUUAACUAACUUCUACUUCCACAGAGACUCCCUAUCGAAGCUAAUCUUUGAUAUAAUCUACACCCAGUACCAUUUCCUCUUAGCUCUCUCCAACAUUCCCUUCCAAAACAAUCCCGCUUUAGAUCUUAGAUGA
Messenger RNA from Leptosia nina, 951 nucleotides. The record is from the annotation of a GenBank genome assembly. NCBI's taxonomy places the organism in Eukaryota, Metazoa, Arthropoda, Insecta, Lepidoptera, Pieridae.